Calliphora vicina (urban bluebottle blowfly) is the source of this 501-nucleotide messenger RNA. RefSeq lists its product as uncharacterized. Lineage: Eukaryota; Metazoa; Arthropoda; Insecta; Diptera; Calliphoridae. Bases 1 to 255 code for a protein of 84 amino acids. The transcript has a single exon. The record is from RefSeq and is a predicted model, not a curated record.
AUGCCAAAUCCUUCCACGCCGCCUUAUAAACCAUCACAAGAAUUGCAAGAUAUUCUAAAACAACAAGCCACACAACGUAAACGCACCGCCCAAUUGCCCAAACGUAAUUGGGUACAAAGAAAUCCCCGAAUUUUUCAAAUCACCUUUAUCACCACCUCAUUAUUGGUGCUCUUCUCACGGCCCCUGUACGACGCCUUCUUUGAAGUGUCAUUUCCAGCCCUAGACGAUUCUGUCAAAUUUAAGAAACGCGAGUGAUGGAAUCAGUACGUAAGGCCAAACAACGUUUACGAAACUAUCCAAUUCUAUUAGGAAAAUGUGCCGAAACGGCUACAGUUUAUGCGGCCUGUGUAAGUCGGGACUUGAAUGUACAACACAAAAUCUGUGACAAGGAGUUUCAACUGUUUAAAGACUGUCUACAGAAGGCAGCCCAUGAAAUGAAAACAAAAUUAUAAAGAAAAUCAAGCAAUAUAGAAUUGCAAUAAAACAAAGAAAACACACAUA